AUGUUAAAGAUUACAUUUCUACUUUUUACCAUUAUUGCUUUGUGCCUUGCUGCUGAUCCCUUGACUUUAGUGAAAAAAGACUAUGUGACGCAUACUGGAUAUUAUUAUGGUAUUCCUGUUGAACUUCAUGUGUUCAACAUAAUUACUGGGCUUACUAAACCACCAUCUCAUAUCCGAAGUAAUCGCAUUUACGUGUUUAUUCCUCCAUCUGGAGGUUACAAAGUUCAAAAAAAUCUUAUAGACUUCAUCCCAGGUGAUAAUGGUUAUUCGGAUUUAUGGCAUGUAAAUGUUGUCACUGGAAGGAAAUCAGGUGAUCCACCAGUAAAAAGUGUCUCCGAUUUACUGAAAUUAGAAAGAGAUAAUUGUGUAAAAAUAAAACCUAUUAAAUUAUUUGUAAACAUUCCUAUCGUGGGCUCGGGUUCGACUCUUAAAAAUCCUCUUGAUGCAGCGGCAAAAACUGUCUACUACCGUGGCCAAAUUGUUAACUGUUUUGAUUUCGGACCAACUGAAAACCUUGAUGUAACUGCCCCUCUAGUUCACGUCUUAGAUAAUAAAGAAAAUGUUGUACUCGCGUUGCCUUCCACUAUUCCCGGAGAAAAAGAUUUUUCCGCAUGGUGGAACAUUUUUAAUGUUUCACCACCAUAUUUUCACAACAUUACAACAAUUUUGGGAGAAAUUAAACAAUAUGAGAGAUUUUUUUCAGGCAUUAACAUAAAUUGUCCUAUUGUUAGCGUUGGCGGAAAACCAGUACGAGGUGAUCCAAAAUGGGAAGAGAAACUUUGCAAAAGGGGUUAA
Diversispora eburnea is the source of this 795-nucleotide messenger RNA. NCBI's taxonomy places the organism in Eukaryota, Fungi, Glomeromycota, Glomeromycetes, Diversisporales, Diversisporaceae. The record is from the annotation of a GenBank genome assembly.